This is a messenger RNA of Osmerus eperlanus (European smelt), 1330 nucleotides long. RefSeq names its product bone morphogenetic protein 2b (gene bmp2b). The coding region runs from base 31 to 924 and encodes 297 amino acids. The transcript has a single exon. Gene Ontology annotation, cellular component: extracellular region. Lineage: Eukaryota; Metazoa; Chordata; Actinopteri; Osmeriformes; Osmeridae. The record is from RefSeq and is a predicted model, not a curated record. Gene Ontology annotation, molecular function: cytokine activity; growth factor activity. Gene Ontology annotation, biological process: BMP signaling pathway.
CUUCUCCCUCGUGUGUCUCCUGCAGAGUCCAUGGAGGCCCUGGCCAGCCUGAAGAGCAGAACCACCCAGCAGUUCUUCUUCAACCUCACCUCCAUCCCCGGGGAUGAGCUCAUUACCUCCGCAGAGCUGCGCAUCUUCAGGGACCAGGUCCUGGGGGCCACGCCCCUCCCCACCUCAAGCAACGGCAGCACCGGCAGCACCGGCAGCACCGGCGCGGGCCUCCAUCGCAUCAACGUGUACGAGGUGUUCGGGGCCCCCUCCUCCCCCGGCGGGGAGACCCUGACCCGUCUGCUGGACACGCGGCUGGUGCAGGACUCUCUGAGUCGCUGGGAGAGCUUCGACGUCAGCCCCGCAGUGUCCCAGUGGGCCUCCGGGGGGCGCCGCAACCACGGCUUCCAGGUGGAGGUUUUCCACCACCCUGGGGAGGGCAGUGGGGACGGCAGGAGCCGGCACGUCAGGGUGAGCCGGUCCCUCCACCAGGACCAGGACUCAUGGCCGCAGGUACGCCCCCUGCUGGUGACGUACGGUCACGACGGGAUAGGCGACGGCGUGCUGCACACGCGGGAGAAACGUCAGGCGACGCACCGCAAGCAGCGCAGGAAGCAGCAGAAGGCCAGCUGCAAGAGACACGCGCUCUACGUCGACUUCAGCGACGUGGGCUGGAACGAGUGGAUAGUGGCGCCCCCCGGCUACCAUGCCUUCUACUGCCACGGCGAGUGCCCCUUCCCCCUGGCAGACCACCUCAACUCCACCAACCACGCCAUCGUGCAGACGUUGGUCAACUCAGUCAACUCCAACAUCCCCCGGGCGUGCUGCGUGCCCACGGAGCUCAGCCCCAUCUCCCUGCUCUACCUGGACGAGUACGAGAAGGUCAUCCUGAAAAACUACCAGGACAUGGUGGUAGAGGGCUGUGGAUGCCGGUGAGGCGGAGAGAGAUUGAGGGAGCGAGAGAGAUGGAAGAGCAAAAAAAACGAGAGAGAGGGAGGGAGAGAGAUAAAGAGCGAGAAUGAGAGCGAGAGAGGGAGGGAUGGAGAGAGGGACUGAGAGACUAAGACAGAGGUUGUGGACACCCGGUUUCCCAAUGAAGACUCUUAUUUAUAUGAAAGAAAGACCGAGCUAUUUUGGAAGAAGAAAAAAAAACUAUAUAUGAAUAUAUUUAAAAAAUACAUAUUUUAAUCGGAGGAAUAUUCCUUUACUGGUUUUGAAAAUGUAUUUCUGAUGUACAUUUUGAAAUGGGUGCAAUACCACAUGAAGUAUAAUGCUCAGAUUUUUAUUUUGUAUUUAUUUCUAUUAUAACCACUUUAUUUGUAAAUAAAUAAUGUGUAUUUAU